Messenger RNA from Ciona intestinalis (vase tunicate), 4259 nucleotides. Lineage: Eukaryota; Metazoa; Chordata; Ascidiacea; Phlebobranchia; Cionidae. The record is from RefSeq and is a predicted model, not a curated record.
ACUUUCACUUUUGUUUUGUAGUGGAUUUUACUUUGUAUGACAUUUUAUCGAUAUUUUAAGUUUCUAAUAACUCAAUGCAAAGUGUUUGUACAAUAUUAUGAGCUGGUUAAAGAAGAAGUUAACAGGGAGAGAUAAUCAGAACCGUGUUCAAACACAACCUGAUGUUACUCAAGUCUGUUUGGAAGCUUUCAAGUCUCACUGGCUUCAGGUAAAUGGAGUAAUAGAAGCCACAACGCCACACAAUGCAUACGAUGGAAGCAACAAUUCGUUUAUUGACAAUAUCACUAUAGAUGAUGUAGAUAUUGUGAGGAAUUUAUUGGAACAAAUGAUUUAUUUGUUGGUAGAAGAGCAAAGCUCAGGCCAACUGAUGGGACCUCUUCUUGAAUAUGCCAUCACCAAAAACGUGUUUGAGAAAUUAUACACUUGGUGGAAUUAUUCAUCCUCAUUUAAACAAGACAUCAUGUUGAACUUGAUGAAGAUUUACGAGGUGUUGAUCAGCCAGGCACAACACUCGUUGUUACAUCAUAAACAGCUGGUUGGGCCAAUGUUGAAACUAUUAUCAUCAAACCAUCAACCUAGAACUGAAGAGCUCGACCAUCACAUAGUUUUGCUGCUGAAUCUGUUGUGCGUUUGGGUGAACCGAGACCCGAGUUUGUUGCUUGUAUUUUUCAAUGCAUCAGAAUCACAAGGCCCGGCCAACUUCUUCUUGUUUUCCAACCUUAUUGAAUACGUUCACAGAGAAGGAUCUGUUGGACAACAAGCAAGAGAUGCGUUACUUCUAUGUAUGGCGUUAUCAUCAGAGAAUGAAAGCGUGGCCGAAUAUAUCGUCAAUAACUCAAACUUCUGCCCAGUCCUAGCAACUGGCUUAAGUGGUUUGUACUCCACAUUACCGCGACACAUGGAAGUCCGAGCGGAUGAUUGGCAUUGUUUGCAACGAAGCGAUUGGACAGAUGUGACGGAACUCACAAAUUUCAUGAAUUCGUUCGAGUUUUGUAACUCUGUAAUUGAGGUUGCCCACCCACAAGUUAGUGAACAAUUGUUGGAUUUUGUUUACAAUGGAUUUCUUGUAUCUGUGUUUGGACCUUCAUUACACAAGACAUCAGCGGGUGAGGUUGUGGUGACGACGGCCUACCUUAACUUGUUUCUACGAUCAGUUACGGCACCAGCUCUCAUGAGAUGUUUCCUUAAGUUCUUACUAACACAUCGACAUGAUAGUUCGCUCAUCAUAAAUACAUUGAUACAAAGAAUCGCAAGCAAUAACAGGUUGGCCUUAGUAUCAUUAUCCCUAAUACGAACAUUGGUCGAUUUAAAUUGUGAAGAUCUCAUGUUACAACUUGUCUUCAGUCACCUACUACCAUGCCAACACAUCCUGGGUAGCCAGCGUCGAGCGAUACGGGACGUUGAUCUUUAUAACGCAUCUGCGUCACGAUUCCUUGCUCUUACACCCGAUGCUUGUGCCAUGGAAGCCUCGGAAAACGGGAACGAAGACCAAAUAUUGAGACCUGUCAAUCAAACUAAUGAGCAACCAGAGACUAGUUCAACCACAUCUCCCCAUAACAUCAAUGAAACACCAAGCAAUGAUGGGAGCAAUGCUGACAUGGCUACCCACCACGCGCCCCAUAUACAAGACACAUCCUAUGACCCAAGUAUCAAACAUUCAAAUGCUCUUUCACAAUACACAGUUAAUGAGGAUUUAUCCGUCACAAUCAACAUGCAUGGAGACACACCUGAAGACAAGGAAUCAUCCACUCACUCGCAAACCAUCACCAGCCCGAGCACGAUGGCUGAGUUUGGGCCUGAUCUUAAAUCACAACUUGCUCUAAACACAAGUUAUAUGGAUUAUUUGGAAGAUGCAAGAUACGCCAUACAACAAUGCCAAGAUGCUUGCUGUGGUUGGUCGGUUAAAUACGAUGGAACGGAGGAUAAUGAAGGGGUUUCGAAUUUACUUCAACGAGGAGAUUCCUUGAAACAAGAAACAUCAAUAUUACAUGAACAUACAAACGGGGAAACCACAGAUUUAAAAACUGGUUCCGAAUCUGCAAUGAAGGCUUUAUCAGCCGCAUACCAAGCUAUUAAUAUCACCGCUCGUGCUUUGACCGAUGAUUUGUCUUCAUGUGAUGUUCAUGAAACUACAGCAGAUGGUACAGCUCGUCGUGAUACCACUCAUCAUGAUGCUACUCAUCGUGAUACCACUCAUCGUGAUGCUACUCAUCGUGAAACCACUCAUUAUGAUGCUACUCAUCGUGAUACCACUCAUCAUGAUGCUACUCAUCGUGAUACCACUCAUCAUGAUGCUACUCAUCGUGAUACCGCUCAUCAUGAUGCUACUCAUCGUGAUACAGCUCAUCGUGAUGCUACUCAUCGUGAUACCACUCAUCAUGAUGCUACUCAUCGUGAUACCACUCAUGAAGUUCAUAUUGUUGUUCACGGUGAAAACCAGAAAGUUGAUUUGGAUGAAAAUUUUAACCAACAAGAGAAAAAGGAUCUUGAAAGUAAUUCAACAACAACAACAACAACAACAUCAUCUUUAUCAGGCAAACAACGCGGCCACAGUAACCCACAAUCUACAGUUGACGAGUUCUUCCGAAGUUUGAUGGAAAUUGUCCCAAAAACUACACGAGAAAAAGUUGAAAAGAAAACGUUUCAUAAAUUAUCAAUCGAUGACGACAUUGAAUCCGGCAUCGAAGUUUCAUCGGAUGGGGACAUUCCCCAAUACGGGAAUGAUGAUCAUGAUCACAAGCACACAAGUCACCACAGUGAAGACACCAUCAGUGAAUCUUCCAGAAAUACCAAUGACGUAGACAACCAGCCAACCAAGGAGCAACUUCUCGUGGAAAACGACAUCAAAGAAUUUGAAGAGACAACUAAACUGCAACAUUACAGUUUCAUGGAUGACACAGACGAUGAAUUCGAUGACUCAGCAUCGAUGACAUCAUCGUUUUACGAAGUAUGCGAAGACUACACACCGACAGAAGUUUCCGUUCCUUCGAAUACCCCACUUAAGUUACAAGGAAUACCUUACACUGGUCCUCUAAUGGGAACAUUAUUUGCCAAACUUGAUCAAAUGAUCAGCAAUUCACUUUAUGAGAAUUUAUUACUGACUGGUAUUAUAACAAGAUUAGCUACCUACCCCCAACCAUUGUUGAGGUCGUUCCUACUUAAUACACAGAUGGUUUUCCAUCCUUCGGUGAGGUCGUUAUACCAGGUGUUAAACAGUGCACGCAACAAGAUCAACAAUUACGCCAAAGAAGUUUCCGACUUUACGAUCCUUGUUCGUCGCGCACAGAAAUAUCUCCUCGCUCGUGGCACUCUACCGCUAUCUGGUGACGCACGUAGUCGAAAUAUUGUCCGAGAAAAACCAAUGCCGGUUCCUAAAGUGAAAACGAAAACGCUUGGAGACAUGUUUGUGAGAAGGAAAGAAAGAAAAAGGAAACCGCUUCUUCCAAAACUUGAAUCACUUUUAGAGCGACGAGAUAGAUCAGCGAGUUCAGCGUCAACUACGGACGCCAAACCUCAUCCGUCAGACGGCGCUGCUGAGUCGGGUUCGUUGUUUUACGUGAAACAGCGUGUGCAAGAAAGAGAACGAGAGCAACGGAAAAUGAGAGAAUUAAAAACGAAGAACGCUGUGUAUGCGUGCAUCGUAUUGGCUGAAUUUCUCAAAGAGCUAGCAGCAGUUGCACAAGAACAUGCGGUUUCUAAUAUCUUGUAAUAUUACGAAUGUUUCUUAUACCUUCAACCUAUCUUUAUUAACCACAUUAUUUCUUCUAUAUGAUGGAUUGCAAUCGUGUUUUUAAUAGUUUUAUAGUAAGGUGGGGUAAGAUGGGACAUUUUCAUUCUGUUUACUUGUUCCAUUUGGUUUUUAACAAGUAUUUACAGAACCGUAGCCACGUGACUCUAAAAUAGCGUUGUUAGUUGUUAAAAACACGUUUAGGAAAUAUUGGUUUAGGUGCUAACGGUAUCCCAUCUUACCCCACAGUACUAUAUUGCCGAAUAACUGCUGUUUUAUGAGUUUUACUCGACUUUUAACGCACACAACCACACAGAGACAUUAUUACUUGUUUUAAGGCUAUUUAUUAUUUAUCGCUACAAUCCCUAAGCGUUGUGCCUUAGCCCCGAAAGCUAUGCAUGUGACAUUUGUGCAAGGUACUGUACGCCUAUAAGCUCAACUACUAUGUGUCGUGGUUAAAUAGCAUUUAUUUUACAUUGGUACGACAUGCACCGAUACUUUAAUUGAGUCAAUACAUUAAACCAUAAACAUA